AUGGCCUCCCUUGUUCCCAUCGCACCCAAAGGCAUCUCGGCCCGGUAUCAUGGCCUGGGCCGGUACCUCGAGCUCAAGGCUGUGGGCAAAAUCCCCGGCUACUUCUUCACUCCAUUCUUUGAGCGAGAGGUUUGGGCGGGUGGCCUGCGCUUUUCCAUCAAGGCCUUCAGCGGUGGCGAUGGCAAGACGCCCCCGAGCCAGGACGUGGACAUCAGUUUCAAGCUGCCCAUCCUUCUCCCCAUCGACCACUUCAACAACAAAUCGGUCCUAGUUGAGACGGCCUAUGGUACUUCCGAGGUCAAAAUCGAGUACAUCGGGUGGCCCGAGCCUCCCCAUGGUACCGAAGUCGCUGUCAACUCAAAGGCGUCCGAUGGUGUCACCACGGCCAGCGACCAAGCCAAGAAGAUCGAGACCAUCACUACUGUGCUGCCCCCAAUCAGCUCCCUCCUUUCCGAUGAGGGCACGUUGUCCAUCACUGCGGUGAUCCCCAAGGAGGCAAAGCCGUUGCUGGAUAUCGAGUUUAACAGCGACUUCCUCAAGCUGGUUACUUCGAGCGUUGGCGAGGGUUUGAUCAAAUGGGAGCUCAAGUGGGUUAAGCCUCCCGUCGGCAAGGACAACCCCCAGCUGGUCAACGUCAUCACUACUACCAAGUGGGACAUUACUGUUCCCAUCCUGCCUCCGGUCAAUGAGAUUACCAAGGUCAUCCAGCCGUACAUCGUUUACCGGGUUUGGCUUGUGACCGAGUAG
Molecule: messenger RNA, 747 nt
Organism: Fusarium keratoplasticum
Lineage: Eukaryota; Fungi; Ascomycota; Sordariomycetes; Hypocreales; Nectriaceae
Exons: 1
Coding region: 1-747 (248 amino acids)
Source: RefSeq, a predicted model, not a curated record